CUGUUGUGUAACAAAAACAGAUAUAUCCUUGUUACUUGUCCUGUUUUAUGGAUUUAAAAAAUAGAAUUUCCAAAAUGUGUUGCUGUCAGAGGUGAGACGACGCCACCGUUCUGCGCAUGUGUGAGUCAAACCGAGCUGAGCGCGUGCACCUGUUGGCGCCACUUAUAAUCAGGUAAUUGCGGCAGAAAGUGACGGAUGUGGGUAGACGAGCUGCAGCAGUGGCUGGCUUCACGCUGUAUUACAGAAGUAUAACUGAACACAGAAUUAAUAAGAAGUUGAUCCAAACGUGCGAGUCGUCCCUCACCAGUAGUGCUGAUCCGACAGAGGCUUCAGCCAUGAAUCCUCCAGCCACCAGAGAGGAGGCAACCCCGCCAGAGCACUACCUGCCAAGACCAUCAGCAGCAGGAGGUGGAGGUUUGUAUCUGGAUGCCUAUGAGGUCUCUUUUCCUCUGGAGGAGAGUAUCGAGAGACCACCUGCAUAUCACGUGAACCAGGGCCAUCAGGUGAUGGACGAGCCUGGGGUGCAGGAGUCCCCUCAUUCUCCAUAUAGCCCUUUCAUCCUGGUCUCUAACCUGCGAGCUCACCUGUACGUCGCUCUGGAGAAGAACGUCUGGCUGCAGAAGCGCAUUGAGGAGCUGGAGGAGGAACGCAACUUCCUGCGCUGUCAACUGGACCGCUUCAUCGUCAGCAUGAGGAGUCCGGAGGUUACAGAUUGGUGUGCAGAUGCCCAGCGUGCCGUGAAGCUCCAGCCUGCCAGCCCUCCCUCCCCUCCAUCCCCCAUGACCACCAGGUCUGGAAUGACCCUCAAACGCCUACCGGGGGCUGGGUCUCGGACCCGCCGCAGCACUGCCGUCCCUGUUAAACAGGAGUUUCAUCUGGAGGAGGAUAAAUACUACACUGAGGAUGAGUACCUGGAAGAGGAGGAGGAGGAAGAUGAAGAUGAAGAUUCAUCAGUGGAGAAGGGCUCAAAGAAGAAGAGCAGAGGGCGAGCCGGUGGAGAGCCGAGGAUGAAGAUGAGGAGGAUCUUCAGGAUCACCCACGGGAGGGAGAGGCAAAGAGUUAAAGACCCAGACGGGGUUCUGAUCCGUUACAAGAAGAUCCUGUCCACAUACCAGCGGGUGAGGAGCAUGUCCCGAGCCUUCCAGAUCCACGGAGUCGACCGAAACACCAUGGCCUCCACUUCCCCCAUCGCCGAACUGCUGCUGGUGGCUCCAGAGAAGGUGUCAGAGGUUGGGGAGUUUGAUGCUUCGAAGGAGAAACUUUUGGAUUACGCCCGCCGCUGCUACAAGACCAUGGACGACCAGACACACACCAAGGUACAGGCCAUGAAGAAGACUCACAAGCUGCUGCCGAUCUCGUACAGGUUCAGAAACUGAGAAGCAGGAUGGCGGAGGGAGAAAACAGUCAAGGGAAUGGAUUAAUUUACUGUGAAUACAGCGGUGGAUUUUUGCCAUCAAGCUGCUUGAUUUAUGUAAAUGUGUGAUUUUGUUUAUCCCCUUCCUUUUAUUUAUUGUGCAGGUUUUUCCUCUUUUUUUGUUGUAUUUCACAUUGUGGUUUUCAUUUACCUCAAUAAUUACACUGUACCUUAACUAGAAGAUGCAGUAUGUUGUGAAUAACAAUGUCCUUGAAAACAAGCAGACUGAUUUUUUUUUUUCUCAUGCCUGCAAACAUUUAAUAUAGCAGGUAUGAAAGUAGUCAAGGACUAAAUGUGUCAUUUACGACAAAGAUUUGUGAAGUAUAUUUUGCUGUACCAGUGUUUACAAAUGGCAGAUAAUUUAUUUCAGCUCCUUUUUUCUAUUAUAUGAGAGGGAAUUAAGUAUGUUCUUCAUCGUUGACUCGGUUUUAUACUUGCUUUCACACUGAACAAUACAUGCUCAUACAUCUCGUGCCUAAUUUACACAGUUGCUUAAGUUAGUCACAUGGCCAUAUUGAUGAUGCUAUAUUUUUGAAAUAUGUGAUAAUAGACUAUGUAAAAUACAGUAUAUGGAAUGCAAGCAAGUAAAUUCACUUAAAUGCAUGAUUGUUUGGGUAUUUUUGUACAUUCAGGACUCGGUUCAUGAGACAUGAAAAGUGAGAAGCUCUUUGAGUCCAGCUCGCAAAAGACAAUAUUAGAGUUAACACCACAGAUGGGUUGUUAGCUCAGGAAUAAUAUGCACUAAACUCGAUUAUGAGUUGCAAGGAUUUAGCA
Molecule: messenger RNA, 2188 nt
Organism: Monopterus albus (swamp eel)
Lineage: Eukaryota; Metazoa; Chordata; Actinopteri; Synbranchiformes; Synbranchidae
Gene: ccdc106b
Product: coiled-coil domain containing 106b
Exons: 7
Coding region: 336-1376 (346 amino acids)
Cellular component (GO): nucleoplasm
Source: RefSeq, a predicted model, not a curated record